Emys orbicularis (European pond turtle) is the source of this 2429-nucleotide messenger RNA. RefSeq names its product phosphodiesterase 8A (gene PDE8A). Gene Ontology annotation, biological process: signal transduction; regulation of DNA-templated transcription; positive regulation of ERK1 and ERK2 cascade. The record is from RefSeq and is a predicted model, not a curated record. The coding region runs from base 49 to 2322 and encodes 757 amino acids. NCBI's taxonomy places the organism in Eukaryota, Metazoa, Chordata, Testudines, Emydidae. The transcript has 23 exons. Gene Ontology annotation, molecular function: 3',5'-cyclic-AMP phosphodiesterase activity.
AGCAGAUCCAGCUUGAAGGCAGCAGUGACAGAUGUGCAGUUUGGCCCUAUGAGACUCCACCAAGAUCAACUUCAGGUACUUUUAGUGUUUGCCAAAGAAGAUAACCAGAGUAACGGGUUCUGUUGGGCCUGUGAGAAGGCUGGGUUUCGGUGUAACAUUGCCAGGACACCUGAAUCUGCGCUAGAAUGUUUUCUGGAUAAACAGCAUGAAAUUAUCAUUAUCGACCAUAGACAUUCCAGAUAUUUUGAUGCAGAAGCUCUAUGCAGGUCUAUCAGAACAACUAAAGCCUCAGAAAAUACAGUCAUAAUUGGUGUAGUACGAAGGGUUGAUCGGGAGGAGUCAUCAAUAUUGCCACUGAUUGCAGCAGGCUUCACAAGGAGAUAUGUAGAAAAUUCCAAUAUAAUGGCCUGUUACAAUGAGCUAAUUCAGCUGGAAUUUGGAGAAGUGCGGGCACAAUUUAAACUAAGGGCUUGUAAUUCAAUAUUUACAGCACUCGAGAAAAGUCAAGAAGCCAUUGAGAUCACAAGUGAAGAUCAUGUAAUACAGUAUGUAAAUCCUGCAUUUGAAACAGCGAUGGGCUAUCAAAUAGGUGAAUUAAUAGGAAAGGAAUUAACUGAAGUGCCUAUAAAUGAAAAAAAAGCCGAUUUCCUAGAUACUAUUAAUUCCUGCAUAAAGAUAGGAAAGGAAUGGCAAGGAAUGUAUUACACCAAAAAGAAAAAUGGAGAUAGCAUACAACAAAAUGUGAAGAUAAUACCUGUCAUCGGACAAGGAGGAAAGAUUAGACACUAUGUGUCAAUUAGUAGACUGUGCAAUGACAACAAUAAGGCAGAAAGAAUAUGUGAACGUGUUCAGGCUGAAUCUCAGACAGAUAUUCAGACUUGCCGACACAAAGAUAGGAGGAAAGGAUCGCUUGAUGUCAGAUCCACAACCUCACGAGGAAGUGAUGGCAGUUCACAGAGGCGACACUCCUCCAUGGCCAGGAUACAUUCCAUGACUAUUGAAGCACCCAUCACCAAGGUAAUAAAUAUUAUCAAUGCUGCACAAGAAAGCAGUCCCAUGCCUGUCGCAGAAGCUUUAGAUCGAGUGUUGGAGAUUCUAAGAACCACUGAGUUAUACUCUCCACAACUUGGGACAAAAGAUGAAGAUCCACAUACAAGUGAUCUCGUUGGAGGAUUAAUGACAGAUGGUUUACGAAGAUUAUCGGGAAAUGAAUACAUAUUGUCAGCAAAACAAACUCAUCAGGUUCCUGGCAGUUUGAUCUCCCCUAUCUCCCUUAAUGACAUCCCACCACGGAUAGCACAAGCAAUGGAAAAUGAAGAAUACUGGGACUUUGAUAUCUUUGAACUGGAGGCUGCAACCCAUAAAAGGCCUUUGGUUUAUCUUGGUCUCAAAAUGUUUGCUCGCUUUGGAAUCUGUGAAUUCCUAAACUGUUCAGAAUCAACACUGAGGUCGUGGUUACAAGUUAUUGAAGCCAACUACCAUUCCUCCAACUCCUAUCAUAAUUCUACUCAUUCUGCAGAUGUCCUGCAUGCCACUGCCUAUUUCUUAUCCAAAGAAAGGGUAAAGCAAACUCUGGAUCCAAUUGAUGAGGUUGCUGCUCUCAUUGCUGCCACUGUCCAUGAUGUGGAUCACCCAGGAAGAACAAACUCCUUCCUGUGCAAUGCGGGGAGUGAACUAGCGAUCCUGUACAAUGACACCGCGGUGCUAGAGAGCCAUCAUGCGGCGCUGGCUUUCCAGCUCACCACACGGGAUGAUAAAUGCAAUAUCUUUAAAAACAUGGAGAGGAAUGAAUAUCGAACCCUUCGUCAAGCCAUUAUUGACAUGGUCCUAGCAACAGAAAUGACAAAGCACUUUGAGCAUGUCAACAAAUUUGUCAACAGCAUUAAUAAACCCUUGGCAGCACUAGAAGAAAAUGGGAGUAAUAAUGGUGAUGGAGAUUCAGUCAAAAACGUUCUCACGUCUCCUGAAAAUCGCAUACUUAUCAAACGUAUGUUGAUAAAGUGCGCUGACAUUUCCAAUCCAUGCAGACCCCUAGAGCAGUGCAUUGAAUGGGCCGGUCGCAUCUCUGAGGAGUACUUUGCACAGACUGAUGAAGAAAAGAGACAGAGUUUACCUGUGGUGAUGCCAGUUUUUGACAGACAUACUUGUAGCAUCCCCAAAUCCCAAAUAUCCUUCAUAGAUUACUUCAUCACGGAUAUGUUUGAUGCAUGGGAUGCAUUUGCAGACCUACCAAAUUUGAUGCAGCAUCUGGACAAUAACUUUAAAUAUUGGAAAGGUCUCGAUGACAAGAAGCUACGGAGCCUUCGACCACCACCUGAAUAGCAAUUAGGCCACAAUGUGUAACUUACCUGUCCAGAUGCAUAUUUACUCAAGCUCACUUUUGUUAAUGUGAUUUCAAAUUAGUUUUGAUCCCUUCAGUAUUACAGUAA